Caenorhabditis elegans is the source of this 1678-nucleotide messenger RNA. RefSeq names its product Patterned Expression Site (gene pes-8). The coding region runs from base 183 to 1442 and encodes 419 amino acids. The record is from RefSeq and is marked reviewed. NCBI's taxonomy places the organism in Eukaryota, Metazoa, Nematoda, Chromadorea, Rhabditida, Rhabditidae. The transcript has 10 exons.
GUGGAAAGGCCGUCGCUGGACAAGUCGAACAUAUUGGUUAGCACGGUUUCUUGUAUAUAAUAGUAGCCACUGCUGCACAGAAACGGACACACCUCCCGGUCAAACAUUGCCCAUUUUACUGCACACCGUCUUCAGUUGUCACCACUAAUACGGUUCAUUUCGUAUUCUUCAUAUUUUUCAAUAUGCUCUAUUUAACACUUUUUUGUGUCUUUCUUCUAUUCUCACCUGUUUUUGCGAAGUAUCCUUUGGCGGAACUCAGAGUGACUAAAGGCCCACCCAAAGUAGAUGAUAUACCGUCAAAUGAAUACAUUUUCACUCAAUAUACCAUUGGAGAGACGUACACAUUCGAGGUUCAUCUAGAUGAAACUACUCAAAACGAUUACAUUAUCAAUUGGUGCAACAUGAAUGGUGAUCAAUUGAUUGGUGCAAGAGGAUGCGUAAACUGUAAUCAGUGCGGAUAUGAAUCAGUUGAAACUCAUUCCUAUAAUAGACCUGGUGCCAUUAAGCGAACUCUAGUGCCAUUUGUUGCUGCCCACACGACAAUCAACUUCGAAUGUGAAAUUGAAAUGUACAUCUGCUCUGGGUGUGCCGAGCGCUCGUGUGAAACUUCUCCACUAGCCCUCACGAGUAAGUUAACUCCGUUUGGCAAAAGUACUACUGUAGCACUGAUGUAUCCACCAGCAGGUUACGCGAUGCCAAUGGGUUACGGAGGAGCGUGGCCAUGGUGGGUGUGGCUGCUCAUUAUCCUUCUCCUUCUUCUUCUCCUUUGCUGCCUUUUAGCUCUUUGUUUUGCUGCUUUCAUGAAGAGGAAAAGAGAAAAGAAGGCUGCAGCCGUUACUGUCGUCGAUGGAAAAGAUUGUGCAACAGGGACUGAUAGAGUGUCUGUGACAUGCGUUGGAACCGAUACACAGGAUAUUGUCAAAGUUCAACCAGCUGUGGUUCUUGGUGCUGAUAGUCUUCAAAGCCACCACCAACAGCAUCACCAGCACAACCAAUACUCCAGAAACCAAGCAGAGUACGACCAGGGUUCUGUGAUGGCUGGAGGAACGUAUUCUCUGAGAGAAGGAAUGAUCCACGAGGGUUAUACCAGGACUCUUCCAAGAGAGUCAUACUCUACUAACGACCGAUAUGCCAGUCGUGAUCGUUUCGAACGUCAAAGCCAGGAUAAGUACACGGAUAGAUCCAGCUACAGAAAUUUUGCCUACGAACGGGAUAUGGGAAGAGUUGAACCAAUGGACGGAUUUGAUGAGGUUGAAACCCGUGAAAGAACCUAUUGUUUGAGCGAUGAUGAUCAGGAAAUUGUGGAGAAAAAUGUCAAGAGAACCCAUACCACCAGAUACGUAACAGAAUCGCGAGAAUAUGAUCAGGACCAUGACAAUGAAGAGCGAAUGCGUGGAGACGAGUAUCAUCACGCCACAUACACACACAGCCUUCCAGUUUAAUUUUAUGUAUUGAUUUCUAUUGUUUGUUUCCAGUUACUCUCUGUCUUUCAUCGGUUGUUUUAUUUUUCUAUUCUCAUUUUUAAGAUUUCAGAUUCCCUAUCCCUACUUUGCCCAUCAUUGGCCCGCCAUUUUUAGUUUCGAAUCGCUUUUUUUUUUAACAUUUCUAGUUAUGUGAACACUCCCAAACUGUCUUUCCUCAUUGCCUAAAACAAUUAAUAAAAAACAGUUUAAUGAUC